AUGGGGGGAAACGUAAUCUACAUGCUCUGUUGCUUGGCACUGUUCGGUGGACAGCUGUGGUAUGGCGUCCGGAACAAGACCUGGUCGUUCACGGGUACCGUGUGCGCCGACGUCCUCGGAGAGGCAGUGGGAUAUAUUAGCCGCAUAAUGCUCAACCUGGACCCUUUCAGCAUAAACUUCUUCUUUGUUAAUUGCAUUGCGCCUACCAUGUCACUUGCUCUCCUGACCGCCGGUAUCUAUCUCUCGUUCGGACGCAUCAUCGUAGUCAUCAGAGCCGAUUAUCCGAAGUUCAAACGCAAGGCUUACACGUACGUCUUCAUCGGCUGCGAUCUGCUCGCUCUUGUCCCACAGGCUAUUGGUGGUGGCAUGGCUGCAACUGCAGGAGACAAGGACAGCUCACGAACGGGAGUCAAUAUCAUGAUUGCUGGUCUGAUGUCCCAAAUCAUCAUCAUGACUCUGUUCCUGGCUCUUUGGGGCGAAUUCCCUCUCCGUGUGCGGCAUGCGAAGAUCUCGAGCAGCUUGUCAUGCACCCAGCCACCGCUGUACGACUAUCUUAGUUCGACAAAGAACUUCAGCUGUUUCCAGUGGAGUCUUCUUAUUGCGACUUUGCUCAUCUAUGUGCGCUGCAUAUACUGUGUCGCUGAGCUUUGGACCGCUUUCGGCAGAGAUCUGGCUGACCACGAAGCCACAUUCAUGGUCUUCGUAGGGCCAAUGAUAGUCCUUGCAGUUGCUGCAUUGACAGUGUUUCAUCGCGGUUAA
Molecule: messenger RNA, 759 nt
Organism: Alternaria rosae
Lineage: Eukaryota; Fungi; Ascomycota; Dothideomycetes; Pleosporales; Pleosporaceae
Product: RTA-like protein
Exons: 2
Coding region: 1-759 (252 amino acids)
Cellular component (GO): fungal-type vacuole; plasma membrane
Source: RefSeq, a predicted model, not a curated record